CAGCCCUAGAUAUGACUUGGUCAUAAUACGCAUGCGCGAGAAAGCGGCCCUAAUAGCAACACUAAAGUUACGCCACAUGUGACAGCACCCUUACACUUCCUUUUUACAUCAUGAUUGUAUUAUUUGUUUCCUCAGGAUUACCAAAUUUUUAUAGCACAUUAAUUUUGAUCUUUUCAAAAUAGUUGGUAGCCAUGUACUUGAUACACAAGCCGCAAUUCAGCUUUAAGCUAUGUAUUCUGUGUAAUGUCGUUAUUGGAAAGCACUGUGUUGAGCACUGUGUCAUUUUGUGUCGCCUGAAUCUCUUGGAAAGCUUCCAACAUUGUUUAAUAGUUUUGCUUCACAAUGUUUAAACGAUCUGAUGAGAUGAUAACAGAUGAUUGUCGUAUGCCUACGAAACGAGCUAAGUUUGACAUUUCUAAGAAUCUACAAUAUCACAAAAUACAGGAUAAAAUUCCUGAAAAUAAAAAUGCCCAGAAUGAUGAUCUUUGGGGCGAUGAUUUCAAUGAAGAGGAUAUCGAGGAGAUGGAUUUAAUUGCGUCUAAAGUUUGCGUACAGGAAACUACUUUGUUAAAUAAUUUGGAGCCGCUAAAACAAAAUGUAAAUUUAAUGAAAUCAAGCUUUCCAGAGAAAACAAUUGCUACUACUUCUCUUGAAACUUCAUGUUCAAAAUUGUCAUUACCAACAGAAAAAUUCAUUAAGAUUACAAAGAAAAAUAUACAGGGUACAAGUCAAUAUAGUCAGGAUACAACAGAGAUUAAUUAUUCUCAAUUUAAAAAUAGAUUAAUAGACCAAAAAAGUCAUAAUUCAACUUUUCAGAACAGAAAUAAUUUUAUUGUAUCAGAUAAUAAAGAAUUGGAAAAAUUAAAAACUGAAAAUAAAAAACUUUUAAAUGACUUUAUAACAAAAGAUGGUGAAACUGUAUUUCUGCGGCAGCAACUACAACAAACUCAACUACGAUUUGAAAAUGAGAAGUUAGAAAAAAUACGUUUAAUUGAAGAGCAAGCCAAUCGUCAUCAAACAGAAAUCAACAAAAUUUAUAAAGAAAAGGAACAAUUAAAAACGCAAUUAGAAAUACAAAAUCUAGAAAUUGAAAAUCUUCAAGAACGUUAUAAAUUAUUAGGAUCUGUAAAUAUUAAAUUGAGAAAUCCUCAAUCAUUAUAUACAAAUACUCCUCUUAAUCUUGUAUCCACAUCUAUUAAUCUAGGAAAUUGGACAACAAAUCUAAAUAGGAAUCUGAAAGAAAUAUGUAUACAAACUGAUAUUCAUAAAAAAAAUGAUUAUCAACUUAAAACAUGUAAUACUUAUUUUCCUCUUACAAGAAUUUCAGAAUUAAUGUUUAGAGUAUCAUUACCAGAAAAAUCCAUUGUUAAUAUUAAAGUUAUAGAAAAAACUGGAAGAAGAAAUUUACCUAUUUUGCAAGAGGAGGAAACAUUCAGAAUUUUUGAAAACCCAGAAUUAGUAAAACCAGUAGUUACUAUGAUAGAUGGAAAAAGAUUAACAACAGAAUUUGUUUUACUUGAAAUUGCAACCAUUGAAAAGAAAAUUAAUACCGAAAUAGAAUCAGAAAGAUGUAUACCGAUAAUCAAUAAGCUAAUUUUAACUACAAGAGAGCUAAUGUUGAAUGUUAUAACAGUUUUGAAAACAAUUUUUCAAGCUAUGAAGAAUGAUGAUAUUCGAGAUAUGAACGACUUAUAUUUGUCUACACUUUAUAAAGAUCAUAAUAUAUGUAUUAAGUCUGAAUGCGAAGCAGAUAUAUGGCAUGAAGGAGAACGUGGUAUUGAAGCUAGAAGAUUACUUGGUACACUUUCACAAAUUAGUAUUGAAUCAUCAUACUUAAGUGAUUACUUAGCAGGGAAGUCAAUUUUGCUCACGCACAAUGAUAAAUGCUAUAAUUAUUAUUUGCAACAAAUGAUACGUUACAAUACAUGGUUAAAAAAAGGCCAUAAAUUUGAAAUGCUUGAAAUUAUUUUAGAGUGUGUUACUUUAAUAGAAAGUAUUAGAAGAUCUCAUCAAUUUACAGGUCUUAUAAAUGCAAUUAUAAAAGUACUGUGUAAUGUACAACAAAAAGUGGGUUAUUGUGACAAAGGAUUAGAAUAUAUUUAUCUGAUAUUCAAAGAACUCAUAUUCUCGAGACCAUUGUCACUCUGUUAUGUUUCAUUAUCAAAUUUUAUAAUGGUUUUCAGUAAAUGCAAUAUAUUUAUAUCCAAACUUUGCAUGAGUUCACAAUUAAUGGCGAUAAAAAGAUGGAAAGGACUUUUACAUUUUACACCAGAUGCUUGUGUAUUACAAAUUUUUAUUGCACAAGUGGAACAUUUUCAUCCAGACUUUCUCACUAUAGUAAACAUGACGCAUGCAUUAAUAUCAUGUGUAUAUCAUGUCUUGCAGAAGAAUAACUUAUUUAGAACUGAAAGUUCAAAAUCUUGUAAUUGUUACACGAAAUUAUUACGAUUUACAAUUAAUAUGUUAAAGAAAUGUUCUGAAAACAAAGUAGAUAUGAUCAAUACAAAAUGGCCAGAUACAUUUUACACUUCCAAGAAAUGUUGUAUUUUGAAAAAAAUUAAUUACAAAGAUUAUACAUAUCAGAAUAUAAAUGAUUAUCUAACAGAAAUAUAUUCAGAAAAAUUAGAUCAAAAUUUUUGGUUUGGUAUGAAAAAAAUUCAAUACAAGAUAUUGAGACAAGGUAUCAGAUUUUUAUGCCAUCUUGUGAUUUGUGAUCCUGAUUUUGUUUGCCAAUCAUCUGAUAUUGAAGAUUCAUUACAUUUAUUUAUACAAAAUAUUGCUUUUUUUGACGACUUGAUACUUGAUGAAAAUGAACGAGAAGCAUUAGAGCGUAUAAAAACUACAUUUGUUGAUAAAAGUGUACACUGUGAAACAGAAACAUCUAAAGAUAUACAUGAUAGUCAAUUGCAUAUAACAGAUUUUAAAAAGAGAAUUGUUCCUACGACUGAAAAAAGUACUCGAACUAUUGAAAAUUACGAUAAAGUGUAUAUGGCCAUCAGAGCCAUAUAUAAUUCUAAAGAAUAAUUAAAUAUAUAAAUUCUCAUAAUUAUCUUAAUAUUUAUAUAAUAAUUUCUAUAUAAACAUGAGAUCGUAGGAAUAAUGUAAGGAUAAAUUUACAACAAAAUAUUUAUAUAUCAAUUU
Pogonomyrmex barbatus (red harvester ant) is the source of this 3141-nucleotide messenger RNA. It is a transcript of the gene mus304, whose product is annotated as mutagen-sensitive 304. Gene Ontology annotation, biological process: DNA repair; DNA damage checkpoint signaling. NCBI's taxonomy places the organism in Eukaryota, Metazoa, Arthropoda, Insecta, Hymenoptera, Formicidae. The record is from RefSeq and is a predicted model, not a curated record.